AUGUCAAUCCCACUAACUAUUGAAGACUUACCUGCUCACAUUUUCGAAACUGUUGUACUCUUUGGAGUCUCACCAGUGGAAAUGAUGCCCGUCAAUAGACAUUUCCUAAAUAUCUUUGGUCCAAUCCUUUAUCGCUCAGUCCACUGUAUCUAUUCUGCUGAUUUUGCUUGGACUAAAAAAGUUGCACCUCCAUGUGAAGACGAGGUUAGGGAUGGGUAUCAUAAAAGAAGGGGAACCAUGAUGGAGAUGAUGCCUGUCUCUGAAACAAAAGUGACAUUGAUUUCUAAAUGUCCACAGUUGAUUUAUUUUGUCUUUGAUGUUUUAAUUGAAGGUCAUCUCAUGAAGAAGUUUAUCAAAAAUCUUUCAUUCGAUGUACUAAUUGUUGAAGAUGAUGAAUGUUUGGAUAUGAAUUCAAAACUUUUGAAGGACACAUAUGGAAUCGUUGAUAUUGAUGAUGUUUCUAAUGGAUACCGUUCAACUUUGAUCACUGCUUUACAAGAUUAUGUUCCUUUCAGAAAGCUUAUUGAAAGAGAUUUUUCAAUUUUCUCUACAAGAAGUUCAUCACUUGAGGCCAAAAGAGCAUCACCUAAUGAAGUUCAUUUCCAUAAUGAAGCACAUAAGCAACGUUCAAUAUAUCAAUCAAAUCAAUUGACAUUACCUAUGCAAAUUGUUUAUAAUUAUCUAACAGGUAAAAGAUUCACCCGUGAUCCAUUUCAAGAGUACAAUUCCAUUUUCAAAGAUGUUCAAAUAAGACAUUAUGAUUUCACAACUUUGUUCUCAACUAAUGGGUUAACAUUGUUGCCUUCAUACACCAAGAGAAUGAGAAAGAUGUCCAGUUUGAUUGACUUGCAAUUGUCACCUGAAAUGAUCACCAAUACAAUGGCUAGGUCACAAGUUUAUGAGAUUUUAAAGUCAAUCAUUAUAGGAUUGUACUCAUUGUCACCUAGCUGCAAAGGUGAGUUUUGUGGAAUACUUGUUAAGUCUAGAGAUGGUAGAUCCAGUGGGAGAACUAGCCGCAACAGUCCUGAUAUCAUUACUUCUCAACGAGCUAAACUUGUUGGGUUCAAAGUUGGUCCUCAAUGGUGA
Hansenula anomala is the source of this 1086-nucleotide messenger RNA. RefSeq lists its product as uncharacterized. The record is from RefSeq and is a predicted model, not a curated record. Lineage: Eukaryota; Fungi; Ascomycota; Saccharomycetes; Phaffomycetales; Wickerhamomycetaceae. The transcript has a single exon. The coding region runs from base 1 to 1086 and encodes 361 amino acids.